Molecule: messenger RNA, 273 nt
Organism: Protopolystoma xenopodis
Lineage: Eukaryota; Metazoa; Platyhelminthes; Monogenea; Polystomatidea; Polystomatidae
Source: the annotation of a GenBank genome assembly
AUGCUGGUAGUGGAAUCCAACCGGGCUGAGGAUUGUCUGGACCGAAGCCUGGUGUUGGGUCUCGCUCUCUCUACCAGCGCCUGCAUAGCUCGAAUCUCGCCGGAGUGGUUGAUGAGACGACUAAUUGUUCAGCUUGAGCGAUUGCAGCCAUCUGGAAAGCACUGCACAUUGAAUUCCAUCACUGAAAUAAGACCUACUGCAUCUCUUGAAUUCAUUGCCGCUGGAAACGUUAUCAGUAACCGUGAAAAGAUAGCCGAUCUGUGCAUCUUGUAG